This is a messenger RNA of Cucurbita pepo subsp. pepo (vegetable marrow), 2000 nucleotides long. Its product is annotated as OVARIAN TUMOR DOMAIN-containing deubiquitinating enzyme 9. NCBI's taxonomy places the organism in Eukaryota, Viridiplantae, Streptophyta, Magnoliopsida, Cucurbitales, Cucurbitaceae. Gene Ontology annotation, molecular function: cysteine-type deubiquitinase activity. The record is from RefSeq and is a predicted model, not a curated record. Gene Ontology annotation, biological process: protein deubiquitination.
GUUCUUUUAAUUUCGUGAAUCGAUUUUGCCUUUUUGUUUCGAUCUUCUGCGUGACUUCUCGUAUUCCUUGCUUGAUUUUUGGGUUUGUUUGUAUUUUGAGGAGUUGUUGGCCUUGGAAAAUCGCUUUUCAAAUUAGGGUUCUUCUCUGUUCGUGUUUAUGCCUUUUUAUUUUUUAAGGAAACUUCAUCCUUCUCUUGAUCAAAUAAGCAAAUAUUAGCAAUUUCUGCUACAUCCCCCACGGGUGGCCUGGGAAUUUUAAGACUGCGACUGUUUUUUUUUUUGGUUAAUUUUUCGGAUAUAUCAUAUGUUUUACAUUGCACAAAUGGUAUUUCAGGUUUGAGUUUGAACUGUGGAAUUUUUCUUGGUGGUUGUGUUUUUCCAGGAAAUAUUGGAUUGUUAAUUUUUUAUAUUCUGGAAUAUUUGGCGCUUUUUGUGGGUAAGAAUGACUGUCAGUCAUGAUCUUCUCUCUCUUGAUUUCAGUUAUAUCUAUCCAUUGGGGGUAUUCCUUAGGUCAAUCAGAUGUAGGAGAGCCCAAAGCUUAUCGUGUGCUUUUCAGGGUUAUGGAAACGUACGAUGUCGAUCCUGAUGUCAUGAGAUGGGGCCUUCAUCUUUUAGAUGUUUGUACCUUUACAAAUGACAGUUCUCGCAAUACUGUUACUGAAUAUAGAUUUGACCCGAGUUAUAGUCAAGUGGCAUAUGUCAAUGAAGGUUAUUGUGAACCGUGUACUGUGAAUUUGGAGAAUGAUGAGGCUAUUGCACACGCUUUUCAAGAAGAGAUAUCUAGAAUUGAUUCUAUAGAGCUUUCUGGGGUAUCUGAUUCUGGGGAAGACCGUCUGCAAGCAUCUGUUCUUGCACAGGAUUGGCUUGGCCCUUCGUCUAGGCAUGACCCUUUUGGACUUGAGGGUGAUCAGAAAACAACUCUUGGCAACGACAUAAAAGUUGGGGAGACGGAUGAUCUGAGAGGCAACGAGGUGGAGAAAAUGGGAAAUCUCUCUUCAUAUCACCACAACACAGUAGAUAAUCCUUUUGCGGAUGAAUGCUCUUCAUAUUCAUUGGAAAUAAUGGACGAGUCUUCACUUGAUGGUGAAGUGGGCAAAAGACUGAAUCAAAUCGUUCCGGUUCCGCAUGUUCCCAAGACCAUUGAGAAGAUACCUUCUGCUGAUGAAGAGAUGUCAGAUCAUCAACGACUCCUUGAAAGAUUGCAGUUGUAUGAGCUGAUCGAGAACAAGAUUCAAGGAGAUGGCAACUGUCAGUUUCGUGCUCUAUCAGAUCAACUAUAUCGGUCUCCUGAGCACCAUGAUGUUGUGAGAGAACAAAUUAUAGCACAGCUAAAGUUUUAUCGAGAAAUAUACGAGGGUUAUGUUCCAAUGGCCUAUGACGAGUAUCUGAAGAAGAUGAGCAAGAAAGGAGAAUGGGGCGAUCAUGUUACACUACAAGCUGCUGCAGAUUGGUUUGGAGUUAAGAUAUUUGUGAUAACUUCAUUCAAGGAUACAUGUUCUAUUGAAAUACUUCCAAAAGUUCAAAAGUCCAAACGAAUUAUUUUCUUGAGUUUUUGGGCUGAGGUGCACUAUAAUUCAAUUUAUCCUGAAGGAGAAAUCCCAACUUCGUACGCGAAGAAGAAGAAGAAAUGGUGGAACUUUUGAGUUUAAAGCUUCUUCCUUACACACGGAGUGGUUAGGGUUAUUAUAGAAAAAUGGUUGAUAUUUUCUGUGUUUUCUUCCUCUUCAAAGGCUGAUGAUUGCUGAUGGAUACCUCACUACUUCAUUUCUUCUGUAAAUAUUUGCACAUUAAUUAUUUAUUAUUACUAUUACUAUUAUUUAUUAUUAUUAUUAUUAUUAUCCAUCAUAUUUUUGUUUGCUUUUUGCCUCACUUUCCGGCUCUAGGGAGAGUCCUGCCCUGUAAAUUUGCUGAGAAUUCAAGAUUAUAUUUUAAACCACCCUAAUUUUGUACAUUGUAUUAUGACCUACUCGAAUAAUACUUCCUUUGUUUUUUUCUUUCCA